CUGAUCAUAGAAAGAUAGAUUAGAUAGAUUGAAAGAACAGUAGACAGAGAUCAUCAUCCUCUUCCUAAAUCAUGACUUCUCCAUUUCAUUAAACUCAAAUCCAAACUCUUUCUAUUCUUCAAUCGAUGCAAAGAUCCUUUAAUUUCACAUCAAUUUGCAUUCCAACACAUUAAGGGUUAUAUAUUCUUCAUCAAAUCCGAUUCCAAAAGCGUUUGAUUGAGUUGUUCGGUGGUUUCUGUCAUAAUUGGCAUCAGGGUUUUGGUUCUAUUUGAAAUUUGGCUUCGAUCUGUGACAUGAAGAUUGAGGAGAUUGACGAUUGUUCUGAGUCUGAUUGUCGAGGGACUUACACUGAAGAUCUCGGUGGUGACGUUGGUGGAAGACAGAUCGUUAAGAAUGAUGCUAAGAGGGCUUUGGUCGGAGCCGGUGCUCGGAUCCUGUUUUAUCCGACUCUUCUCUAUAAUGUUUUUAGGAACAAGAUUCAGACUGAAUUUCGGUGGUGGGAUGAAGUUGACCAGUAUAUUCUUUUAGGCGCAGUUCCAUUCCCUAAGGAUGUUCCACGCCUGAAACAGCUAGGUGUUGGUGGUGUCAUCACUCUCAAUGAACCUUAUGAAACAUUGGUUCCAUCAUCGCUAUACCAUACCCAUGAGAUAGAUCAUCUGGUUAUUCCAACAAGAGACUACCUAUUUGCUCCUUCAUUUGUGGAUAUCAGUCGGGCUGUUGAUUUCAUUCACAAAAAUGCAUCUUGCAACAAAACUACAUAUGUUCAUUGUAAAGCAGGAAGAGGGAGGAGCACGACUGUUGUGCUUUGCUAUCUGGUGGAAUAUAAGAACAUGACUCCAUCUGCAGCCCUUGAUUAUGUUCGAUGUAGAAGACCUAGAGUGCUUUUAGCUCCUUCGCAAUGGGAGGUAUAUAUAUAGUAACAUUGUUUCAAAAUGGUAUGAAACCAGACCAUGUUUCUGUAAUGUAUUAAGAUCAUUUCACUUGAACAAACACAGGCAGUGCAAGAAUUUAAGCAGAGACGGUUAGCAUCAUGUACACCACCUUCAGGAGGGGAUGCUGUUUUGAUUACUAAAGAAGAUCUUGAAGGUUAUAACAGCAGCACUUGUGACGAUACCGAGAUGGAGAAGAAGAAGAAUUCUGUGGUGGUGAUUCAUAGGCAGCCGAUGAUAGCAAUGCUGACUUGUCUGUUUGCUUCGUUGAAAGUUUCUGGAGGAUACGGUUCGUCGGUUGCUAGGCAGCAACUGACAACAGAAGCUCGGGCCUGCUGAAUUUGCCAAAGUGGGAAGUAUAUUAGUUUUUUUUUUUUCAUGUUAAUUUCCACUUAUAAUAAACAAUGAGAAUAUCAUAUUUGUGUAAUCAACGAAACGAUCGCCUGACUCGAUUAAAAGUCUUAGUUGACUUUAGCUCAACUGUAAGUACGAUCGAGAUCGAGUUUUGCGAGUGUGUGUUUGUGUUUGUAUAUACUAUUAUAUAUAUAUAUUAUGUUAUGAUGUUUAAGGUUAA
Molecule: messenger RNA, 1503 nt
Organism: Impatiens glandulifera
Lineage: Eukaryota; Viridiplantae; Streptophyta; Magnoliopsida; Ericales; Balsaminaceae
Product: phosphatidylglycerophosphate phosphatase PTPMT2-like
Exons: 5
Coding region: 294-917 (207 amino acids)
Biological process (GO): protein dephosphorylation
Molecular function (GO): phosphatidylinositol-4,5-bisphosphate 5-phosphatase activity; protein tyrosine/serine/threonine phosphatase activity
Source: RefSeq, a predicted model, not a curated record